AUGGACCCCACAGAGAAGCCUGCUGAGUGCCCGGCCCGAGGAAAUUGUCCUGUGUUCCUGGCAGUGAGCUCAGGGACUGUCCGCUACGCUCCAUCAGGUCUGGGCCCUGAACUCGAGGGGAACUUAGGAGAGCGGCCCUGGGACACAGACAGCCAGCCUCACCCGGACGAGGGCCACCCGCCACCCCUUGAAGCUGUCCCAGUCCCCUGGAAGAGCGUGGGCCCCUGCAAAAGCCACAGGGAGUCCCUGGGAGGCCUGCCGGAGACCCCUGCAGGGGAGGAAGCCCAAGGCGAGGAGGGCCCUACAACCACCCAGCUGGACGUGUCGCGCCUGCGCAGCUCUUCCAUGGAGAUCCGAGAGAAGGGCUCGGAGUUCCUGAAGGAGGAGCUUCACAAAGCCCAGAAGGAGCUGAAGCUGAAGGAUGAGGAGUGUGAGCGGCUGUCCAAGGUGCGGGAACAGCUGGAGCAGGAGCUGGAGGAGUUGACAGCCAGUCUGUUCGAGGAAGCCCACAGGAUGGUGCGGGAGGCCAACACGAAGCAGGCGGCGUCGGAAAAGCAGCUGAAGGAGGCCCGGGGCAAGAUUGACAUGCUGCAGGCAGAGGUGACAGCUUUGAAGACACUGGUCAUCACGUCUACACCAGCCUCUCCCAACCGCGAGCUCCACCCGCAAUUGCUCAGCCCCACCAAGGCCGGACCCCGCAAGGGCCACUUGCGCCAUAAGAGCACCAGCAGCGCCCUCUGCCCCGCCGUGUGCCCCGUUGCCGGGCACAUCCUCACCCCGGACAAGGAGGGCAAAGAGGUGGACACAACCCUGUUUGCGGAGUUCCAGGCCUGGAGGGAAUCGCCCACCCUGGACAAGACCUCCCCGUUCCUGGAAAGGGUGUACCGGGAGGAUGUGGGCCCCUGCCUGGACUUCACCAUGCAGGAGCUCUCGGCCCUCGUCCGGGCCGCCGUGGAGGACAACACGCUCACCAUCGAGCCCGUGGCUUCGCAAACCCUGCCCGCAGUGAAGGUGGCCGCCGUCGAGUGUGGUCGCACCAAUACAUGUGCCCUGAGUGGGCUGGCCUGCGCCUGUCGUCACCGAAUCCGGCUCGGGGACUCUGAGAGCCACUACUACAUCUCACCGUCCUCCCGGGCCAGGAUCACGGCCGUGUGCAACUUCUUCACCUACAUCCGCUACAUCCAGCAAGGCCUGGUGCGGCAGGACGCGGAGCCCAUGUUCUGGGAGAUCACAAGGCUGCGGAAGGAGAUGUCACUGGCCAAGCUAGGCUUCUUCCCCCACGAGGCUUAG
Messenger RNA from Rangifer tarandus platyrhynchus (Svalbard reindeer), 1290 nucleotides. The record is from the annotation of a GenBank genome assembly. Lineage: Eukaryota; Metazoa; Chordata; Mammalia; Artiodactyla; Cervidae.